Sinocyclocheilus anshuiensis is the source of this 3103-nucleotide messenger RNA. Its product is annotated as solute carrier family 12 member 2-like. The transcript has 13 exons. The coding region runs from base 541 to 2502 and encodes 653 amino acids. Gene Ontology annotation, molecular function: sodium:potassium:chloride symporter activity; ammonium channel activity. Gene Ontology annotation, biological process: chloride transmembrane transport; ammonium transmembrane transport; sodium ion homeostasis. Gene Ontology annotation, cellular component: apical plasma membrane. The record is from RefSeq and is a predicted model, not a curated record. NCBI's taxonomy places the organism in Eukaryota, Metazoa, Chordata, Actinopteri, Cypriniformes, Cyprinidae.
UCUGAGAGUGAUGAAUGAGAGCCAAACACAUGUUUCUUUCUUGUUGUUGUCUUCUUUACCAUUACAGUCGCAUUAUAAAGGUUCGAGACACUUGGUUGUGUGUGACUCAGCUUCUCCCUCCUUUGCCUGUGUGUGCUCGUGCCGUAGAGUCUCCACCCCUGAUGGAGCGGGCAAAUCUCGCGAGACCGCCUCCUCUCGCGAUGUCGCCCAGCAUCCCGCCCCGCUGCAGAGCGCGUAUAAAGCGGCGAGGCUCGCGGGCACCAGAGGAGGAGUUGCGGCAAGGUCGCGCAGCAUCACGGCGUAAAUUAGCCACUCGUCUGUGUCUCUGGAGUCCUCGUGAGCGCACACACCGGGCUGCGCGUCGGGUAUUUCCUCGAGCGCGGUCAACUUGCCAGGAGUUGUUGACUGGACGAGCCGCUGAUCUCCAUUUGCGUCCGCAUGUGCGCUAUUUUAGUCUUCCUGCAGCAUCAGUCACAACUAUCGGCUCCUUUGCACUUUUGCCGGACACUAUCAGCUCUGAGAAGGCUUUUCUGACUCGUCAUGUCGGCGUCCCCUCCGCCUCCCGCCGCCGCGAGCGACCAUCUCUCCGAGCCCGAGCCCGCCGGACCGACGCCGAGCCAGAGCCGCUUCCAGGUGGACCUGGUGUCCGAGUCCGCUGGAGACGGCCAAACAGCGGUGGCCUCCGACUCCUACCCGCCCGGGUACGCCGCCGUGCCGCCGUCCGACGGGCUCCGGGACUCCGUGGCUGGCGGCGAGGAAGCCAAGGGCCGGUUUCGGGUCGUGAACUUCGCGGCCUCGAGUCCGGACUCGGCGCCGGCGGACUGCGCGCAGAACGGGGACACGGUGAUGAGCGAGGGCAGCCUGCACUCGUCCAGCGGCGGCCAGCAGCACCAUCACUACGACACCCACACCAACACCUACUACCUCCGCACCUUCGGACACAACACCAUCGACGCCGUGCCCAACAUCGACUUCUACCGGCAGACCGCCGCGCCGCUGGGCGAGAAGCUCAUCAGACCCACCCUCUCGGAGCUGCACGACGAGCUGGACAAGGAGCCGUUCGAGGAUGGCUUUGCUAACGGCGAGGAGCUGACUCCUGCUGAGGAGGCCGCAGCUAAAGAAGCCUCCGAGUCUAAAGGAGUGGUGAAGUUCGGCUGGAUCAAAGGAGUGCUGGUGCGCUGCAUGUUAAACAUAUGGGGCGUGAUGCUCUUCAUUCGAAUGACAUGGAUCGUGGGCCAGGCUGGAAUUGCGUAUUCCUGCAUCAUUGUUAUUAUGGCAACUGUUGUGACUACCAUCACGGGCUGCUCGACCUCAGCGAUCGCCACCAAUGGCUUUGUACGAGGAGGUGGAGCGUAUUACUUAAUAUCUCGAAGUUUGGGCCCAGAGUUCGGCGGCUCCAUUGGUCUGAUUUUUGCCUUUGCCAACGCUGUGGCCGUGGCCAUGUACGUCGUGGGCUUUGCAGAAACUGUAGUUGAGCUGCUCAUGAAUUCUGGUGCGCUCAUGUUCGAUGAGAUUAAUGACGUCAGGAUCAUUGGGACCAUUACGGUCAUCCUGCUUCUCGGCAUCUCAGUGGCUGGAAUGGAGUGGGAGGCCAAGGCUCAAAUAUUCCUCUUGGUCAUUUUGAUUAUUGCCAUCUUCAACUACUUCAUUGGGACCUUCAUUCCUGUUGAGUCCAAGGAGAAAUUUGGCUUCUUCGGCUAUGACGUGGGCAUCUUGGCGGAAAACUUUGGCCCAGACUUUCGAGGGCAGACGUUUUUCUCCGUUUUUUCCAUCUUCUUCCCGGCUGCCACAGGCAUUUUGGCUGGUGCCAACAUCUCAGGAGAUCUAGCAGACCCUCAAAUGGCCAUCCCUAAAGGAACGCUGCUGGCUAUUCUCAUAACGGGACUCGUGUACAUGGGUGUGGCCAUUUCCGCAGGUGCUUGCAUCGUGCGGGAUGCUACAGGAAUCGAGAGUAACAUGACUCUCAGUGGUUCAAACUGCACUGAUGCGGCCUGUAAGCUCGGCUACAACUUCACUUCCUGCGGACCUGUUGAAGGAGGGAAGUCUGCCUGCAAGUUCGGCCUCCACAAUGAUUUCCAGGUCAUGAGUGUGGUGUCAGGUUUCGGGCCCCUCAUCACGGCGGGCAUCUUCUCUGCGACCCUCUCCUCUGCCCUGGCUUCUCUCGUCAGCGCCCCCAAAGUCUUCCAGGCUUUAUGCAAAGACAAUAUCUACCCUGGAAUUGCAUUUUUUGGGAAGGGCUACGGCAAGAACAACGAGCCCCUGCGAGGAUAUUUGCUCACCUUUGGCAUUGCCUUGGCCUUCAUUGUCAUUGCGGAGUUGAAUGUCAUCGCCCCGAUCAUUUCCAAUUUCUUCCUGGCCUCAUACGCUCUCAUCAACUUCUCGGUGUUUCACGCGUCGCUGGCCAAUUCCCCUGGUAAGACGUUCCUCCACUGUACGGUUGGGGUGAAUUCAUUCUGUAGACAAGCUGGGUCACGUCUCCACAGAGAGCUCAAAUAUCAUUAGUGUCAGGAUGGUACGCAACACCCCAGCCCACGUGACGGGUUUACACAGAUGUUAAGUGCAGAGCAGACCACUUUCCAUGAAUGGGUUACAGAAGGGCCUUUGAAACUGAUAUUUUGUUCAUUUGAAGGUCAGUGAAAUCAGCUGCUUAACCUUCAAACAUGCUUAUCAUCCACCACAGGAAGUGAAACUAAAUGUUCGUCCAUGUAUGCAUGCAUGAAGUUGAAACCCUCUUGCUAAAUUAUAGGGUUACUUCUAUAAACCCCUGAUUUGUGAUUAGUAGUGGUUGACCGAUAUAUCGCCACCGGCCGAUAAGUUUUUCUGUUUGGCCGAUGUGUUCGAGGCGGGACACAGCGCUCACAUUCUCUCUCGUCAUUGUUUGUUGUCACAGUUUAACAGUUCUGUCUGAUCUAAUAGGUCCGUCUAAUAAUCAGAUAGAACUGUUAAACAAAACAAGCAUUCAGCAAAUACGCAUUUGUCGUUGACACAUUUCACCAAGUACAGCAUGAUCCUGGAUCAACAUCCCAAUCAACCAAUCAGAAUUGAGGGAUAUGCUUACAGGAAAUGUCAGUUUUAGGCUUACAGUCAGAGUUUCUUGUCACUC